Marchantia polymorpha subsp. ruderalis is the source of this 1811-nucleotide messenger RNA. The record is from the annotation of a GenBank genome assembly. Lineage: Eukaryota; Viridiplantae; Streptophyta; Marchantiopsida; Marchantiales; Marchantiaceae.
GCAGAGGAGAGCUGCCACGGCAAUCAUCGGCUCCUUGCCCAGAGAAUUGAGCUGCUUGGAUUCGCGACGAGUUCCGGUCCUGCUGCAGCUGGAUCCGCGCAGUUUUCAACCAAUUUUGGACUAUUUCCAAUUUUGCUGACGAUGCAUUAAUUCUCGCUUGUUAGAUUUUUCUUCCGUCUCCCAUCGAGGGGAGCAUCGAGGUUUCGGAUCGAUAGUGCUGGACAGUCCGGGGGUUGAGAAAAUUGGGAAUCUUUGGGGUUUGCCUAUUUCGUCAGGAUUUUAGCAGCCGGGUCGUAGAUUGUGAGUGAGGUGAUGAUAAUUCGGAUCGCCGGAGAAACAAAUGGAUCCUGGAACAGAGACGACCUGGGCUUCGAGACUCAGAGGUCAAAAGAUAGAGAUGGAAAUAUUUACGGCGAAAUACUACGCAGCUUGUGCAGCUGGAGGAAUGGUAUCGGCCGGAAGCGUUCAUUUCCUCGUCACUCCUUUCGACAUGCUGAAGGUUAACAUGCAGGCCAACCCUGUGAAGUAUAGAAACAUUUGGUCAGGUUUUGGAAUCGUGUGGAAGGAGCAGGGAUUGCCAGGUUUGUGGAGAGGGUGGGGAGGAAAAUUAUUCGGAUACAGUGCUCAGGGUGCUUGUAAGUUCGGAUUAUACGAAUAUUUUAAAAAAUCGUAUUGUGACUUGGCCGGACCAGUCAACAGUUACUCCUACAAAACCCCUAUAUACCUGGCGGCGAGCUCUUCUGCUCAAGUAAUAGCUGACAUCGCUCUAUGCCCGUUUGAGGCCAUUAAAGUUCGCGUGCAGUCACAACCUGGAUUUGGAAAAGGUUUGGCCGAUGGGUUUCCAAAAGUGUACAGAUCGGAAGGGAUAAGAGGGUUCUACAAAGGACUUAUGCCUCUAUGGGGUCGAAAUGUUCCAUUUGCCAUGCUACUUUUUUCAUCGUUUGAACACUCAGUGGACUUCAUUUAUAGUCAAGUUCUACAAAGACGCAAGCUGGAAUGUCCACGAGGAGUUCAACUGGGAGUAACGUGUGUAGCAGGGUAUGUGUCUGGGGUAGCCGGCACAAUUGUGUCAAAUCCAGCGGAUAAUAUCAUCACCCAUAUGUACAAUAACAAGGGUGCAACAUUUUCACAGUCAAUCAAGAGCAUAGGAUGGGUAGGGCUUUUCACGAGAAGCUUACCCUUACGUAUAAUGCUUGUCGGGCCCAUAGUGACCACACAAUGGUUUGCCUUCGAUUUACUGAAGGUGUCAUUAGGCUUGCCAACUAGUGGAGGAAUGGAUCAGCAUGUAUCGUACAUAAAGUCAAGAACCAUGGAUCAAGCUCCGAUUGGAAACGCGGAGGGACUGUAAUCUGCAUAUGUACGCACACAAAUUUAUAGAUAUAUUGUCAGCCCCACCUUGCCCUAUAGUAUCGACUCAUCAUGAAGAGUCUACACAUGUAAUGCGUGAGGAUAACACUCCGCAGAGUCGGAGCCGAUCGGUCAUUAUUAGUUACAUCAACUCAGACGCAUAUAAUUAAAUUUUGUUAGAUUUUCCUACUCGAGUGUAGCUAACGAUUCAUGUUGUAGGCACAGUUCCACAAAUUCAGACGUAGUUGCAAGAAUCUGCUAUGAGUAUUUACGUCAGUUUAUAGAUACUUGUACGCAAAGUAGCAGCCGGUGUAGAUAUGGUGAUGACAUGGUGCUGAUGGUUUUCCAGCCGAUUGUCAGUCCAAAUUUGGGUUAUGGAAUUCAGUACGUUAAGGUGUCCGUAAAAAUGUCUUUGUCUUGAAUAUGUUUUUGUUCGAUUUCCACGCAAUGAUCGCGAAUGACGU